CCACUCUCCAGUGUUAGUGAAAGUGGAAAGGAACUGCGGUCCAAUUCCUUGUCCCAUCAGCCCGGUUGUAGCGGUAGAGCCCUCAGUUUCAGUGGUCCAAAAUUUGUCCAUCAAUCGAGGAGCUACACCAUCUCCCCCCUUUACUCCUUCUGUCCACAUACAUCAUCGUCAUUUAAUGUAGCAGAGUGCCGCAAGAUACUCUUCUCCGGAGCGGCACGAACCUUUCCGAUCAUGGUACCGCCUCCGGUGCUUCGGUGGAAGUCACCGUUUUAGUUUCCGGAGCUGAAGUGGGUCAGUGGCUCGUCGUCGUGGCCCUUGUUUGGGGGUGCCAGUAAAGUCUUGCUUAGCCUCUGGAAGGUCGUGACGGAUGUCGGUGGGCCAUCGCUGCUCGUAGGUCAUCCACGUUUCACUAAAACUCCGCAGCCGCCCAUGUCCAUGAAUCAUAGGAAAAAUGCGUGAUAAGCGGACUGUAGAUUGUGGUGGUCAGCCGGUUUGUUUGCCUAGAUAGUGUGUCUCAUUCGUUGAUAUAAAGUUUUUUUUCUUCAUUCCUUUCUCUUCGUCGUGCAUCGUGAAGCUGCUUCGGUGCGUUUGCUCUAUGCGAACGAGCGGCAUUAAGUGGCGCACUGCUGCAUUAAUUAAGUUUCUUCAAUCUACCAUUCCGGUGGCAAGUGAAACCGGGUGUUCCACCACGAGCACAACACCAGGCUACGACGAGACACAUCGGGCAGUGAUCUCCUCAGAGACGAGCGGUGUUGAACAUAAAAAAUUCUCCGUCUAACGCGAAACCAUCUCAUCUAAGUAGCCACCAUCCUUAAAUGUCGUGUGUGCGUGAGUGUGUCUGGCAGGGGCCAAUGCCUGUGAUGUAAAUAUCGUGGGGAUUCCGUACACGACACCGAUUCGGGCGACGUAUGUGCGUGCGUGCGUGCGUGCGUCCGUGAAAGUAAAGAGUGGCCAUCCUCAGCAGAAGGAGCGGUUCCUCCACGGUCUAUGCUGAACAUGGAAAAUAGGCAGUGACAAAUGUGUCUGUCCAUUGCAGUGUGCUGUGCAGUGAAGCAACCUAUGAUAGGGCGAUACCCACAUGAACUAGCAUUAGUUCAGGGACGGUGAAUCAUAGUGUACUGGUCACCCCACAGGACAGCGGUGUAGGCAAUUCGUGGAAAGAACACACAAAUUUCGUCAAUAGCACAAAGGAAGGAUCUAGUAAGCAGAGUUCUUACAAUCCGGGUGUCAGCGAUUGCUUCCUGGCAUUUGUGCGGUUCCGCACUGAUCGCAAGAAAGUAAUCACUCAGCCAAAGGCAAGGAGCCUUCUUGGUGGCCCCAAGAUACCAGAGACAAAAUAGCAGCUUUGCGUCGGCUCCCCAAACGCCCCCAAACGGUAAACUAUGGACGAGGAAUCACUGAUUGCGAGGGCGAAGGAGGAACGGGAGAAAAUCUUCCAGCGCUACGACAAAGGCCGAGCGGCUGAUGCUGAGAUCGACCCGUGGGAGGAUCCGCAAUUCGAGGUCUACCAUCAGACGGAUAGGUAUGGAUUCAUACACGACAAGCGUCUACCUAGGAAGCGUGAUCCACACGAAACCAAAGCGACAGAGAUCGAGAUGGAGCGCGUGAAGAAGUGGGUCAAGAUGCUGGGUAUUUCAUCAGAAAAACAAGCCCCCUCGUGGGAGGACCGUGCGCUACGAGCGAAGGUACGAAAACGUGUAUUUAAGGGCAUCCCGGAGAAGUUACGCCGUCAGGCGUGGUCAAAGCUGUUAAACCUCAAGGAGGUAAUGGAUGGUAAUCCCGGCAAGUAUAACGAUAUGCUGCUACUGGCUCGCCAGUGGAGCACCGAGGCCCGGCAGAUUGAUUCCGACGUCAAUCGGCAGUUUCGCGAGCACCUCGACUUUCGCGAGCGCUACAGUCCAAAGCAGAAGAGUCUCUUCAACAUUCUGGUCGCGUACAGCGUGUACAACACCGAGGUUGGCUACUGUCAGGGAAUGUCGGCACUGGCGGGUUUACUGCUGAUGUACAUGGAAGAAGAGGAAGCAUUCUGGGCGCUUAGUAUCCUGCUAGCGAACAAGAAGUACGCAAUGCACGGACUCUUCAUUGAAGGUUUCCCAAAACUGAACCGAUUUCUAGCACAUCACGAUAAAAUAAUCGCCAAAUUCAUACCAAAGCUUAAGAAGCACUUCGAUCAGUAUAAUCUCGACUCGAUCCUCUACUCACUGAAGUGGUUCUUCCUAGUGUUCAUCGAGCGGAUACCUUUCAGCUUAUGCUUACGCGUGUGGGAUGUGUAUCUGCUCGAUGGCGAAAAGGUGGUCACCGCCAUGGCCUACAAUGUACUACGCUUGCAUAAGCACCGCAUUCUAAAGCUAAAAGAUAUGGACCUGAUUGUGCAAUACAUACAGACCAAACUUUACGAAGACUUUGGCUAUGACGAUGAUUUAGUCAUAAAAGGACUGGAGCAGUGCAUGGAGGAACUCCGGAAGGCUGGUUUGGAGCUGCCACCACCACCAACCGCAAAAGAACUGCCUACAAAACAGUUUGGCAUUUUCGUGGAACCCUCGACGGAAGCUAAGAUUGGACGUCGGAAGCAAGAAUUUACUGAAACGGAGAAGAAUGUCACCGAGACGGUGAAGCUAAAGCGUGAAAUCACAGAACAAGAAAUAGCUGCACACGAACAAAAUGCCACAACCUCCGGGGGAUCUGCCCAACAUCUAAAUACUGUACACAUUCCAGAGUCGGAGGACGGAGGAUCGUUGAUAGGCAGCUCUCGGAAAUCACUGGCUGAUACGUCGGUUACGUCGACCGCGGACCUAAGCGUGCUUUCCGGUGGCCAAAGCCAGCGAUCACACCAGGCGUUCGAGCUGGGCCCAGAGGAUCAAAAGGCGAUCGUCAGUGAGGACGAUGAACCGGACGAUGGUGAAAGCAGUCCCGUAUCAAAGCGCAAACAGCCAUCAGCAUCGCACACCAAAGCGUACCACGAGGGCGGCCCGGUUGGCUAUCCCUCCGCCACCGCCUCCACGAGGAGGCAAGCGAUGCUUAGAGGUGCAACCUCCGCUAUCGGUUCGACAAGCGUCGUAGAGCGAAGUCCGUCAGCUCUGCAGAUGACCCCACGGGCGAUGUCACCGCAGGAUGUCGUACGGAUUUACGUCCCACCGGCCCCACCGGACGAACUAAGAACUGUGGAAACGCAACGAAGAAAUGGUGAACGUGCGCCCAUAGGACAACCGCCACAUUCCACGGCUCGUGAUCAUCGCUCUUCGCGCGGGCAUGAGAAUAACGACGAGGAUGAGGAGGAGGAUGAUGCCGAAUCGAAGACUCGAAGGAAUAGUGAAAUAGAUCUGUACCUUCAGCAAUCGACAAUCGGUACUGCGUCUCUGAUUUCUGCCGCAUCUGCUGGUACAUCGCAUGCUGCGGCUGCUGCUGGUGGACGUUACUCGAUCGAUUAUGCAAGCGGAGAAUUUCAAGGUCCUGCAUCGGCGUCCAAUAACGCCGCCACGACCUCCACUGGCCAGCAUUAUGCUUCGAAUGGUCGUUCCAGCUCGUCGUCCCGCCGUGGUAGUAUGUCGCGUAAAUCGCCCGCUCCGAUGCUAGACAGUGAGUUCAUCAUCGAGUGCAGUCACGUAAAGAACCGGAAGUACGUGCCAGACCAUCACAGUAGUCACAACAGUCUGGUGCUCAUCGGCGGACCGGGCGGUACCAGUAGGAAUGGGUCGGAGAGUAACAUUCAGCGCAUGACGUCGUUUGAGGAGUUGGCCAAAGCUAAGCUCCAGCAGCAUCUAUCCGGUAGUGGAGGUGGUAGCAGCAGCAGUUUACGCCGGCUUACUUCGGAGGAGCAUUACCGGCGAUCGACAGCUAAAGGCGGGGCGGGACCAUCCGUCGGCAGCAGCAGGAAGAUUAUGGCGAGAAGUGAAGUGUAUGAUACGAUCGACGAUGGCGACAUGAUGCCUCCCGAUAGCUCUAUACACUCUACCAAGAGUGCUGCCUACCGAGGCCACAAGAGUGAUUAUAACAUUCGCUACCAUAAUAUGGCGUCGUCGCCAACGGCAGGACCGACGUCUCCGUUUAGUGAUGGUGCAGGUGAUGGCGAGGCGACUACAGAGUGGAGCAGUAGCGGCGGCGGAGGAGUAAGAGGAGCCGAUGGGGAAAAUCGGGCUUACAAAGCCAAUCCAUCCCGGCAGCACAGCGAUAGUUCACCGUUCGACUACGAUCCCCUGACAACUGCUGCAAGUGUUCCUUCAAAGCGCUACAAUCGAUUCUUCAACAACGAUGACGACGAUGAUGAGGAUGAGGACGACGAGGAAGAGAUUGGAAGUAAUGCGGAUUCUAGCAGACAAAUAACUAGCAAAUCGGUUAGCGAGAAAACGAACACUGGCCGUAUCGCCCACAGCUACCGUCCGUACGAACGGCGGAAUGAAGAGGAGGAAGACAAACUGUUGGGCAAAUCAUCUGACGAUUCGUCAACGAGUCCUCCGCCGUCGGCACCAAUUGGCAGCAGUCGCCCUUCACAGUUGCCGCAAUACCAUCGAGGUGCAGCAGCAGCAGUCACCGGAAGUCAGCCACGUAGUCAACAGCAGCGACCUCGGCAGCGGCAACCCCCACACCACAACGGUGACAUCAUAUCGACUCCAACCAACGACACCAUACCGCUGCUACCCGUUUCUCCGACGGAACUGUCCUCUCCCGGUAGCACUAUCUCUUCCCAUCGUACGUACGCCGGCUCUACUGUCUCAGGAUCGGCGAUACCCGUUAGCAGCGUUAAACGUAAAUCAUCCACCGAUGGUACUUCUUCGACGCAUCGACGGCAAGGAUCGAGCUCGGCAUCCGGUAAGCUGCCACACUCGGCCGUACCUUCAUCACCACCGCAACCAUCGGCGGCGGGUGGUAAUCUAUCGCGCAUUCCGGUCGGUAUGCGGUCUCCAACUUCACCGACUGGGUCAUUCCGUAUAGUAUCGCCCAAGGUGAACUCCCAAUCGCGCAUUCCUCGCGGCAGCGAGCAGCCGCCAGCCUCGGAAAUCCAUUCACCUACCGGCUUCGGUGGAACCGCCAGCUACGCAUCUCGGCUCGGCUCGUCCCGUUCUGCACAGCAGAUUCACUCCGAUGCGAACAAAAUACGUAUACAGAUUAAUCCCUCCCAAUCGUACACGUCGGGUUGAGUGGCUUGUGCACUGUUUACACCGUGACACCAUCGCUCUGCCCAGGGUUAGCAAGGAUCCAGCAAAUAUGAAAAAAACCUGUGACAAGUUUGGUGAGUGUGUGGGACCGUGCAAAAGCGAAGAGCUUUAUGUAUAGAAAGAGUGGAAAUGUUUAUCAAAUCAUAGGUAGUCGUAGUAGCAUGUGUCUUCGCUUAGUCCGUGCCCGAACGAAUGUUAGUUUUGGUUGUUGCUACAAAGGCCUACUAAGCGUGUGUACCUGUCCUGGUUAUUGAUGGUCCCUUUCUUGUUCAGGCAAGCCUGCUAUCUACUAGACGAUGACUCUUGGGAUGGGAAAACGAACAUCACAGAAAUCACAAACUCGAAACAUUCUCGAAACAUUCCCGACCUCGUAACAAUUAUGCACCGGUUUUUACCGCUAGUACGGUACGAGUCCCAUUCCACUUGCUUCGGUAAGACGGAUUUUCGCGAAACUUCUCGAAAAUAAACUCGAAAAUUGAUGUGAUUUGCUGGCACCUUGGAGCACACAACGAACCCGUCCUGCGAACGAUGCGUUUUGCACUAUUUAAUGUGGCGAAUGUUGCCCAGCUCCCUAAAAAGCAAUAACUUGAGAACUGAUAUUUCUAAAACAAUAUCAAGAAGGCGACGAAUAGGUUACGAUGGCACCUUCCAUAAAUAACCAUUCGCUCGAGUUAUAUUAUUUAAGCCGUUUUUAAAUUGUUUUCCAAUCGGUGUACGACCAAAAAGCGCUCUAAAAGAAGGGGUUUAUCUUAGCACAUUACCGUGAGUUAUGAAUGUGUGGCUGCGAAUCGAACGAACGCAUUUAACAAGUGUAGCAGAGACAGCUAGGCAGGUAGUAAGGAUUAUGCUGCGCCAGGAUGAGGUUUUAGCACUUAUGCCUCUGGAUGGAUGUACGACUGCGUUAUCAAAGAUAAGUUUUUCCCUACGUGUGUGGAAAGAGAUAUUAUUGAUUAUUGCAUCGCUGUUCGCUGAAGACAGCCGUCAACUGAAGAAUAAAAGCGAUGAGUUUUGCUUUUGGGGGCUACUAGUGUGUGAACUAGUUUAUGUAGCGAACGGAAUGUAUUAAAAUGGAGAUUACACUGCGCGGAAUCGGCAUUUAUGAACGAAAGCUGCUGACUUAUUUACCAAACCAAUGCAAUGAGAAGAAACGGAAACGAAACAGUUUCAUCAUGUGCUCCAAAAGCCUGCUCUGCUUAAUUUAUUUUAAUAGGUGCGUAUACUCAUCAAGCAGAGCAUCUCCCUUACCAUUUCUCGCUUGCCCGCUCGCUCUGCCACGCCAUAGGCUUCUGCCUAGUGGAUACAAACGAAUUAGUUAACUGUUAACAAUUGCGCAUCGUUUUCCAAACAAACAAACAAAAUCAACCGAAUGCCAAAUUCACACUCAACUGAGAAAAAAGGCAGACGACGGGCGAGUGGCAGGCAGUUGCGCACGCGUUUUUUUUUAAUAAAAUAAAACAAGAAAAACCUGGCUCCAACUCCA
This is a messenger RNA of Anopheles aquasalis, 6633 nucleotides long. RefSeq lists its product as uncharacterized. Gene Ontology annotation, molecular function: small GTPase binding; GTPase activator activity. NCBI's taxonomy places the organism in Eukaryota, Metazoa, Arthropoda, Insecta, Diptera, Culicidae. The record is from RefSeq and is a predicted model, not a curated record. Gene Ontology annotation, biological process: regulation of GTPase activity.